Messenger RNA from Aplysia californica (California sea hare), 5362 nucleotides. Its product is annotated as DNA ligase 1. Gene Ontology annotation, molecular function: ATP binding; DNA binding; DNA ligase (ATP) activity. The record is from RefSeq and is a predicted model, not a curated record. Lineage: Eukaryota; Metazoa; Mollusca; Gastropoda; Aplysiida; Aplysiidae. Gene Ontology annotation, cellular component: nucleus; mitochondrion. Gene Ontology annotation, biological process: Okazaki fragment processing involved in mitotic DNA replication; DNA repair; DNA biosynthetic process.
UGCCAGUUUCUUGGUAACAUGGCGGGAAUCUAAGUCUCCUGACUGACUGAGAGUACACUGUGAUCGUGUUAUUGUUGUUAUAUUAUCCACGCCUUUCUACAAACAAUACAUAUAUACAGUAAACAUGCAGAGGGCCAUUACGUCCUUUUUCACCAAGUCUGCUGCUCCUAAGCCCAAGACCACAGAAAAAUCAGCUGAGGAGAGUCAAGAUAAGGCUUUACAAAAUGGCCCAAAAAAGGCAAGCAAAGUUGAGCAAGUUGAGAAAAAGGACAGUUCCAAGAAGGUUGAUAAAGCUGAGGGUAAAAAUAAAAGGAAACAAAAGAAGACGAGUCCUGCUCCCAAAUCUAAGGCCUCUCCUCUGAAGCAGAAAAAUGUGCCAUCGGAUGAAGUAGAUUCUCCGAUCAAGACGAAAAAGCGUACGAAAAAAACUUUCGUCAUUGAAAGUGAUGAUGAUGAGGAUGAGGAAGCACCUGAAGUAAAGCAGGAUGAGACACCUGAGAAAGCAUCAGAAGAAGUUGCUGAAAGUAAAUCAGAUUCUAAUGUGGCAGAGGCCUCGUCUCCAGAUAAAUCUUCUGUCGAGAAUACGCCAAAGAAAGAAAAUUCCAAAGCUGCCGUGAGUCCAACCAACAAUCCUCAGACUACUCCUACAACAUCAUCUGAUAAUGUGACAGCCACACCUGAGAAGACUCCAGCAGGGUACUACAAACGGAAAACUGCACGGAAAAGCAUGAAUUCUAACAGUGGAGUGAAGCGGAAGUCUUGUGAAGAGAAGUCCACAAGUCCACCCACUGAGAGUAAAAAGCGGAAGGGAGACGACUCAGAUGGUGACAAAGCUGAAGAGGACCAAGUGGAGACUGUGAAGAUGGAAAAGGAUGAUGAGAAAGAUGGAGAUGUGAAGGAAAAACCGAAGGAUGCUGAGGAUGAUGCCAAAAAGACUGAGAAAACUAAGUCUGUAAAAAAGAAUUCUGAUGAGAAAAAGAAAAAAGAGUCUCUGAAGGGAACAGGAAAAAAGACGUCACCGAAAAGCAAGAGGAAAUUGCUUGACGAAAAGGAGAAAGAAGGGAAUGCAAAGCAAAAAAAGACCGAAGCAUCUGUAAGUGCUAAAAAAGACAAAGAUAGUAAAGACAAGUCUAAAGACAAAGAUAAUAAAGACAAGUCUGAAGAAAAAGACAGUAGAGGCAAGUCUGAAGAAAAAGACAGUAAAGACAAGUCUGAAGAAAAAGACAGUAAAGACAAGUCUCAAGGCAAAGAUAGUAAAGACAAGUCUCAAGGCAAAGACAGGAAAAACAAAGAUAGUAAAGACAAGUCUCAAGGCAAAGGUAAUAAAGACAAGUCUCAAGACAAAGAUAGCAAAAACAAAGAUAACAAAGACGAGUCUGAAGAAAAAGACAGUAAAGACAAGUCUCCAGGCAAAGACAGCAAAGACAAGUCACCGAACACCAAGGAUUCCACUGAGAAGAAGAACAGUUCCAGCAAAACCAGUAAAGGGCUUGCAGUGGAAGGCAGUAAGAAGGCAGAUUUGGGAGCCGACUAUGACCCAUCAAAGAACAAGUUCCACCCGAUAGAGGACGCAUUUUGGAGUCAGAAUGAAAAGGUUCCCUACUUGGCGCUAGCAAGGACUUUAGAGGUCAUUGAGAGUACAUCUGCCAGACUGAAGAUGAUAGAGAUCAUGUGCAACUUCUUCCGGUCGGUGAUCGCGCUGUCCCCGAAGGACCUGCUGCAGUGUGUGUACCUGUGUCUGAACAAGCUGGCCCCGGCUUACCAGGGUGUGGAGCUGGGCAUCGGGGACAUGGUGCUGAUGAAGGCCAUCGCUCAGGCCACAGGUCGCAAUGUGGACAAGAUCAAAGAAGAUGCCCAGGAGAAAGGUGACCUAGGGAUUGUGGCAGAGACAAGUCGCAGUACUCAAAAAAUGAUGUUUGCUCCUCCAAAAUUGACAGUUUCAGCUGUGUUUACAAAGCUGAAGGAGAUAGCUUCUAUGUCUGGAAAUGCUGUCAUGGCCAAGAAAAUUGAGAAGAUCAAGGCAAUGUUUGUCGCCUGUCGCCACUCAGAAGCUCGCUAUCUGGUCCGUUCCCUGGGAGGCAAACUUCGCAUUGGCCUGGCGGAGCAGUCAGUGCUUACUGCCCUUGGUCACGCCGUCUUCCUCACUCCGCCUGGGCAAGAAUUUCCUCCUCCUGUGGUGGAUGCAGGGAAAGGUCUGGGUGCGGAUGCCCUGAAAAAGAAAUUAGAGGAAGCGGCUCUCAUAGUUAAGACCACCUACUGUGAGCUUCCCAGUUAUGAUUCCAUAAUUUCUGUCUUGUUGGAGCACGGAUUGCACGAGUUACGAUCACACUGCAAGCUAACUCCAGGAAUCCCCCUGAAACCAAUGUUGGCCCACCCAACCAAAGGUGUGAGUGAAGUGCUGAAGCGCUUCGAGAAUAUGGAGUUUACUUGCGAGUACAAGUAUGAUGGGGAACGUGCUCAGAUCCAUGUUUUAGAGGAUGGAAAAAUCUGCAUUUACAGUCGCAACUCAGAGGACAACACCAGCAAGUAUCCAGACAUUAUCCGGCGGAUGCCGAAAAUGUUGGGAGCAGAUGUUAAGUCCUGUGUGCUGGACGCGGAAGCCGUUGCUUGGGAUGUUGAGCGGAAACAGAUUCUACCAUUUCAGGUGUUGAGCACACGGAAACGAAAGGAUGCUGACGAGUCUCAAAUCAAAGUGCAGGUCUGUGUGUAUGCGUUCGACUUGCUCUAUUUGAAUGGUGAAGCCCUCGUGGACCAACCAUUUAGGAAGAGACGGGAGCUGCUGAGGUCUUCCUUCACAGAAGUCGAGGGAGAGUUUGUGUUUGCCAAGUGUAUGAUAUCGUCCAACACAGAGGAGAUUGAAGGUUUCCUGGAGGAAUCUGUUAAAGGGAAUUGUGAAGGCUUGAUGGUGAAGACUUUGGACGUUGAUGCUACGUAUGAAAUUGCCAAGCGUUCUCACAACUGGCUGAAGCUGAAAAAAGACUACCUGGAAGGCGUUGGUGAUACCCUCGAUGUGGUGGUCAUUGGCGGUUAUUUGGGGACCGGGAAAAGGACGGGCAAAUAUGGAGGUUUCUUGUUGGCCUGUUAUGACGAUGAGAACGAGGAAUACCAGUCAAUUUGCAAGAUUGGUACUGGGUUCUCGGAUGACGACCUGGAGAAGCACCACACCUUCUUCAAAGACAACGUGACGCCCGCCCCCAAGUCCUACUACGCCUGGGACUCGGCCCAUGAGCCGGACCACUGGUUUGAGCCUGUGCAGGUGUGGGAGAUCAAAGCUGCCGACUUGUCCAUCUCGCCCACUCACAAAGCAGCUAUGGGACUAGUUGACAGCAAGAAAGGCAUCUCCCUGAGGUUUCCGCGCUUUCAGAGAAUCCGAGAUGACAAGAAGCCAGAGGAUGCUACUACAGCUUCACAGGUAGCAGGAAUGUACAAAGCACAGAGCCAGAUACAGAACCAGGCUAAGACAGAUAAAGGAGAGGAAGAUCCAGAGGAUUUCUACUGAAAGUUGUCAUAUUAUGGCAUUGGAAGCUGCUCAGUUUUUGUACUUUUGUCAGUGUGUGUCUGUUAGCGUGCGUGAGCUUUGUGGGCCUACUUUUGUCUGUGUGUGUAUGUGAGCUGAUAUGAGCUUGGUACUUUUGUUAUCGUGUGUCUAUGAGUAUGCAUGGGCUUGUAUCAAGGUGAAGAAUAGUUGCAGUUGUUGUAGUGUUGGAUUGUUGAGACCUGCGCUUCUGAAUCAUUUCUUUUGUCGUUCAUUCUUGAUUCUCUGUCACAGAUUAUCUCUCAGCCCGGUCUAAAUUUUCAUGUUUUUAGUAACUCCCUAGUCUUGUUUCAUCCUCGCUGAAGGUAAAAGUCCUGUACUUGUAAAAAUGAGCCGUGGAUUACACACACAGGCAGUUACGAAACACUGAUUGCUGAUUUUGAUGGUUCAGUGUCAGUCUGUGUGAUGUUAAGAUUGUAUUUAUCACAUAUAUAUAUGUCUCUUCUCCAUGCCUUGGUUUCAUGAAUGGGUGUAUUCAGAAAUCUAGAAAUGGAAAUUUCCAUUUUAUUUCUGCUCAAGCUUUGCCAUUUUUACUGUGGUCAACUCAUGUUUGCUGUUCUGGCAUAGAUUUAGUCUGUCUGUUUAUACAUCUCACGUCAUUGUUCAUUGUCCUCUUUUUUGCUUAAUAUUUUUAAUGUGCUUAUAUGAAUGGUUUUGAUAGCUCAAGUUGUCCAUUCUACCCAGCUUAGAAGUAGAAGGUGAACUUUAUCAUGUCACACAGUGAUGUUGAGAAAGACUGAAUGGUUUAAGCGGACUCCUUAUAUGUGUGUUUUGGCAGUGAAUACAAUUUUCACUGUUUGGGUCAAUGCGUGUUGUUUUUGUAAUGAUUGAUGAAUAUUCAUCAAUUUUAGUUUGAACUUUGGGUUUGGAAUUGAAUAUGCAUGCAAUGGUGUGUGAGAGUGUGGGUGUAUGUAUGUUGUAUGUGUUGUGUGCUUGGGAGCUAAUAUUUUAGUGAAAAUGAGAGGAGAGGAGGAGACAUGUUGCGUUGUUCUGAUCCUGUGUAGUUGCUUUUUCUCCCUAAAUCAGCUGCUUCUUCUUUCCUAUCAAACAUCUAUCGUCCUUAUCUCCCCUUCUUCUUUUUUAUGUUUGUUACUCUCUUGUGACACCUCUAAUCUUCUGGCGUUCAUAUGACCUUAUGCAGUUGCGAGCGCCGUAAAACCUCUACUAAAACUAAAACUAAAACUUAAUCAGCAAAGGUGAAGGGUUUCGUUUUUCACGAACUCUACAAGGUUUUUAUGGGAUGUUUUCAAACUUCAAAAAAUGUUCUUGAUGGUUAUGGUUUCUCUGCCAGGUAGCUCUUUUAACGGAGUCGGCAUUGAAAGAGCAGAGAAAAAGAAACAUCUUUGGAAUGCAGUUGAAGAUAACCAGAGGUGCCAAUUUUCUGCAUGUAAAUUCGAUUUUCAGAAAUUGCCCAGAUUAUGCUGGCCUUGUGCUUGUCAUAUUACACUUUGUAAAAAAAUAAUCUUGAAAGAUGUAUUAAACAAUAUGGUCUGUAAAUUUUUUUGUCCUUUAUGUGUGUUUUCACAGGUUACUUAAUUACUUAAUGUUCAGGAUUUUUUGGGGGUUUUUUGGUAGCCAGUUGGCACCUAUGUCUGAGAAAUGAAAUACCAUUCUCUUUGUGGUAGGGCUUAGUUACAACUGAAACUAUGCUCCUUCACCAUGCUCCUCUCUAUUGUGGUCUAGGCCUCAAUCUGUGUCUUGCUAUGUGUGUCUUGUGUACAUGGAGAUGUGGUGGAUGGUUCAAGAUAUGAUAGAUUUGUCUGUCAAUAGUAAGAAUUGUACAGUAUUGAUGAUGCACAUUAGAGGAAUAAACUUGUAUUCAUUUUA